AUGCAAUCCAAAUCAGUUACUGAAGAACAAGAGCCAUGCCUCCUUCCACCUAAGGGUCAAUGGCUGAGAAGGGUCAUCUCCGAUCUUCCGACGGACACAGAAAAGAUCAAGGAUCUGAACCGAACCAUGGAGACCCAUGAGGUUCAGAUGGCGGAGUGUGAGUGCUGUGGGAUGUCGGAAGAGUGCACUCCUACUUACAUUUGCCGGAUCAGAGGAUUCUUCUGUGGAAAGUGGAUCUGCGGGCUUUGCUCGGAGGCAGUGAAGGAGCAAAUGAGACGUAACCCGGGAUUAGCCAAGGAAGAAGCUUUGGAGUCUCACAUGGCUCUUUCCAAGAAUUUCAACAGGACCGUCAGGCUCAACCCUAAGCUCUCCUUAGCCGGUACGAUGAGGGAUAUCGCAAGGAAGAGCUCCCAACAAAGGAUCUCCAAGGGCCAUUGUGCAUCCAAUAUAUCUAGGAAUAUGAGCUGUGGGCCUAGAAUGAAUGCUAAGAUCAAACAGCCAUCAAUCCACUGA
Messenger RNA from Elaeis guineensis (African oil palm), 513 nucleotides. The record is from RefSeq and is a predicted model, not a curated record. NCBI's taxonomy places the organism in Eukaryota, Viridiplantae, Streptophyta, Magnoliopsida, Arecales, Arecaceae.